This is a messenger RNA of Sitodiplosis mosellana (orange wheat blossom midge), 1698 nucleotides long. Its product is annotated as putative glutathione-specific gamma-glutamylcyclotransferase 2. Lineage: Eukaryota; Metazoa; Arthropoda; Insecta; Diptera; Cecidomyiidae. Gene Ontology annotation, molecular function: glutathione specific gamma-glutamylcyclotransferase activity; gamma-glutamylcyclotransferase activity. The coding region runs from base 941 to 1591 and encodes 216 amino acids. Gene Ontology annotation, biological process: glutathione catabolic process. The transcript is spliced from 2 exons. Gene Ontology annotation, cellular component: cytoplasm. The record is from RefSeq and is a predicted model, not a curated record.
AACAAUUUGGUAUCUUGUUUGAUAUUUGCAAAUGAUAAGUUAUUAUACCUCGUUCAUUAACUAUUGUUUUGAUUUGUGCCGAUGAGUACCGCCGCACACUCGCGAUGGGCUAAUCCAAUUAAUAAUUCAUUCGCCAUCAUCAUCAUCAUCAUCAUCGUCGUCGUAAUAACAAAUUGCCAAGUUUGCAGUGAUAACGAAUCCUAUUUGCCGAACAUUGAUAUCGAAUUAAUAGCAUUGGUUCUGUCGCACGCAUACUAAUAGACGUAUGCUCAUUGCCCAUCGCUCGCAAUUGCAAUGCAACUUAAAACAGAUUAUCGCCUAGAGAAAAAACAACAACAACAAAAAAACUCAUUUGAAAAUGUAUCGUUCAGUCGUUGGAAUGACGCAAAUUCGCGCAUAUUUUCCAUUCCAUGUUGCGGACGUGAAGUACGGCAAUAGUAAUAUUGAAUCGUUUUAAUGAAAUCGAUACGAAAAUUCAAUAAUGAAUGGAAAUUGUGUGCUCAGCUGCUGCUGCUGCUGCUGCUGCACUCCAACCAAUAAAAUAAGCAAAUGCAGUGAAAAAUGUGCAUAUGAAAUUCACGGCUACCCGUCAAUAUUUUCAAUGCGCGCGUGACAUAGACUUUGACAUACAUGACAAAUAUAAACGUCGUUGUCGUCGUCAUCGAAACAUAUGAGCUUAGCUCGCGCAGAGACAUAAUCAAAAUUUGUUGUUUAGUUGGCAAAACAACGUAUCAUUGUCGAACAGUGUUCAUUCGAAUCGUAUAAUAAGGCAAAAUUCCAAGUUUAUCAACAACCAAAAAAACAUUCGUGCUUUAUUUGGAUUUUUUUUCUUCUUUCUUCUACUUUCAAUAAAAUACAAGUUUGGUUAGUUACGGAAAUAUUGCGUGUGUUCCAGAGAAAAAAAAUAAAACAAUAGAAAAAAAAACAAUCAGCUGAAAACAUGACAGAUACAAACAUCGACACCGAUGAAAACAAUCUACAAAGUUUGAGCACUGGUGACUGUGUCGUCAAUGAAAUCGAUUCGGAUUUUUGGGUUUUCGGUUACGGGUCAUUAGUGUGGAAAGUGGAUUUCCCCAUUGAAACACAACAAAUUGGCUACAUCAAGGGAUUCCAACGGCGAUUCUAUCAGAAUAGCAUUGAUCAUCGUGGCACUGUUGAAAAGCCAGGUCGUGUUGUGACGCUUGUGCCAGCGGAUGACGAAACCAGUGUGGUUUAUGGAGUGGCAUACAAAAUACCCAAAGCCAAACAACAAGAGGUUCUAGAGCAUUUGGACUAUCGGGAAAAAAACGGGUAUGAGCGUUGCUUGGUGCCAUUCUAUUCACUGAAUGCAAACAAAGCUGGCGAAUCGAUUAGAAAUAUUGUGAUUUAUGUCGCUACAAAAGAAAAUGACUCUUAUGCCGGUCAUAAAAAUGAUCUAAAUGACAUUGCCAAUCAGAUUUUCGAGGCGCAUGGGCCGAGCGGUCCGAAUCGCGAAUACGUUUUCCGUUUGGCCGACGCAAUGCGACAAUUUUUUCCCCAUCACAACGAUGACCACUUGUUUGAACUGGAAAAGUUGCUGAAGGAACGAGAACGAAAGUCAUUCAACGGUUAGCUUAGAGUUUUUAUAAAAAGUAAAAUUGAUUUAAUGUUUGGUGUGUUACUCUCCGAUUCGGCUUGUUUACAAUAAAAUUGAUUUUUCUAAGAGAAUCGUAAAUUAAA